Pneumocystis carinii B80 is the source of this 1363-nucleotide messenger RNA. RefSeq lists its product as hypothetical. Gene Ontology annotation, molecular function: RNA binding; double-stranded DNA binding. The record is from RefSeq and is a predicted model, not a curated record. The coding region runs from base 46 to 1326 and encodes 426 amino acids. Gene Ontology annotation, biological process: poly(A)+ mRNA export from nucleus; transcription elongation by RNA polymerase II; post-transcriptional tethering of RNA polymerase II gene DNA at nuclear periphery. Gene Ontology annotation, cellular component: transcription export complex 2. The transcript is spliced from 8 exons. Lineage: Eukaryota; Fungi; Ascomycota; Pneumocystomycetes; Pneumocystales; Pneumocystaceae.
GAGUGAGAUAGAAGGAAAUUUGUAAAUUAAAUAUUUUUGAGAAAAAUGAGCCUUCAAGAGUUUUUUAAUAGACUUUCAAGUGUCUAUGAGAAGAGUAUAGGAGUAGAUCUUUUAGAUAUUUUCAUUUUUGAUGGAACUAAUGAGAAUAUUAAUCAACUGAAAAAAGAGUUAUUUCAGCAAGAAACAACAGAUAUAUUAAAGGAAUGUGAAUGGAGAUUUGGUUCAUGGAAAAUUUUUUCGGAAUUUGUAAUGGCAUAUUUAGAAUUUGUUAAAAAUGUAGUUUUUUCAGAUAUUGAAAUAUUUUAUAAGCUAUAUUAUCAAGUUUUUUUACAAUUUAUAACUACAUUUUCACAUUCUAAUGCUACAUGGCUUACACCUCUUGUAAAAUAUAUGUCAUUAAUUCUUACUAAGGUAUCGAUUCAAUUGGACAAUUUGACACAGGAUCCACAUCAAAGUGCAACCAAUGAAACAUCUAGAGCAAUUUUUAGAUUAUUUAAUAUUAUAUUGAGUGAUCGACAUCCACUCCCAGAUUCUAAAAAAGUAUGCACAUUAUAUAUUGCAAAUCUACUUCUACGAUUAUAUUUUAAGCUUAAUCAAACACGUCUUUGUCAAACAAUUAGUUCUAAUAUUACAUCAUCAGGAAUUGAAUUUAGUUUAUAUCCUAUAUCUGAAAGAGUAGGAUUUAGUUAUUAUCUUGGUAGAUAUAAUUUGUAUCAACAACAAAUUACAAGAGCUAGAGGUCAUCUUUUAUUUGCAUUUGAUAAUUGCCUUACAGAAAACUAUAAAAAUAAACGGCUGAUUUUAAUAUACCUUACAACUGCAUCUAUUAUAUUAGGAAUCUUUCCUUCAUCAGAACUUCUUAUAAAAUUUCAUCUUUCUCAGUAUUUUUCACCUGUUAUAUCUUGUUUAAUUAAAGGAGAUCAUAGAAGAUUCACAGAUCAUAUUAAUCAUGAUGCUAUACGUUCUUGGUUAUUGAAAAAACAGAUAUUUUUAACAAUUCGUGAUCAUUGUGAGAUUCUCUUAUGGAGAAGUCUAUUUCGUAGAUCGUUCUUAAUUACUCGAGAUCCAUCACAAAAACCACCACGAGUUAAACUUGAAGAUCUAUUAAUAGCAGCUAAAUGGGCUAAAAAUGAUGAUACAUAUGAUUUACUAGAUGUUGAAUGUAUAUGUAUCUCAUUAUUGGAUCAAAAUUAUCUACAGGCAUAUAUUUUACAUGCUUCUAAAUUACUUGUUCUUAAACGUGAUGAUACUCAUGGAUUUCAAAAGAUUAGUAAUGUUAAGGCAUUGCAAGCUGCACAUGACGAUGAUGUAACAUUUGGUUGGUAAUUGUUAAAAUAUAUAUCUACAUUUAGUAGGUUUGUUU